AUGGCAGAUCGAUUGACGCGUAUCGCUAUCGUGAGCUCUGAUCGUUGCAAGCCGAAGAAGUGCCGGCAGCAAUGCAAAAAGAGUUGUCCUGUUGUCAAGACCGGUAAACUUUGUAUCGAGGUCACAUCUGUAUCUAAGAUUGCUUUUAUCUCAGAGGAGCUAUGCAUUGGAUGUGGUAUUUGUGUCAAGAAAUGCCCAUUUGAAGCAAUUCAGAUCAUCAAUCUACCCAAAGAUUUGGAUAAAGAUACAACCCAUCGUUAUGGCCCUAACACUUUCAAAUUGCACAGGUUACCAGUCCCGAGACCUGGGCAAGUUCUUGGUUUGGUUGGAACAAAUGACAUCGGGAAGUCGACUGCUCUUAAAGUUUUGGCCGGGAAAUUGAAACCUAAUUUGGGCCGUUUCAAUAACCCUCCAGAUUGGCAAGAGAUCUUGACAUACUUUCAAGUGUCUGAGCUGCAAAAUUAUUUUACUCGUAUUUUGGAAGAUGAUUUGAAGGUGCCUUCUAAGUGUACUAUAUUUUACAGUUUUAUGGACUACAUAAAUUAUAUUGCCUUGUUUGAUUUGUAUGUCGACCACAUUCCAACAGCAGUGCAAGGCAAAGUUGGGCAAGUGCUCGACCAGAAAAAUGAGAGAGAUAUGAAAGCAGAACUUUGUGCUGAUCUUGAGCUGAAUCAGGUUAUAGACCGUAAUGUAGGGGAUUUAUCUGGUGGAGAGCUUCAGAGGUUUGCUAUUGCCAUUGUCGCGAUACAGAAUGCGGAGAUAUAUAUGUUUGAUGAGCCCUCAAGUUAUCUUGAUGUGAAACAGAGGCUUAAAGCUGCCCAAGUUAUCCGAUCUUUGCUCAGACCUAAUAGCUAUGUGAUUGUUGUGGAGCACGAUCUCAGUGUUUUGGAUUAUUUAUCAGACUUCAUUUGCUGUUUAUAUGGGAAGCCUGGUGCGUAUGGAGUUGUAACCCUUCCCUUCUCUGUCAGAGAAGGAAUUAAUAUAUUCUUGGCUGGAUUUGUCCCCACAGAAAAUCUACGUUUUCUGGAUGAAUCUCUUACUUUUACGGUUGCUGAGACUCCACUGGCAAGUGCUGAGGAAAUUGAAACAUAUGCACGAUACAAAUACCCAACCAUGACUAAAACUCAGGGUGGUUCAAGCUUAAGGUGA
Messenger RNA from Ilex paraguariensis (yerba mate), 1149 nucleotides. NCBI's taxonomy places the organism in Eukaryota, Viridiplantae, Streptophyta, Magnoliopsida, Aquifoliales, Aquifoliaceae. The record is from the annotation of a GenBank genome assembly.